AUGACGGUCAGCUAUCAUAUAAAGGUCAAUUCUGAGUACACAACGAGAAUUGUUCCUCAAUGUGGCCUGAGACAAGGAGAUCCAUUGUCGUCAUAUCUCUUCAUUUUAUGUGCAGAAGGCUUGUCUGCUAUGUUGCAAAAAGCUGAAGCUGUAGGAAAAAUCAAGGGGGUCAGAGUCAGCGUCAGCGAAGCCUGCACUGCGCCGUCCUUGCGCGUGCUUCGCAGACACGACGGCCAACUCCCGCCCCCGCUUUACAGCUUUCCUUCCCGCGGAAGCAAAUCGUGUCCGUCCGUUCCCCACCCCGACUCCACUGCAUGUGAUGUGCUGCCGCCGCUGCUCUUUCCCUCGCUUUCCCCAUUCCUCCUCCCUUCCCGCCUCCCGCCGCCAGCGCCGGCCAUGACGCCGCCGGCCGCCGCGGGCGCGCUCGCCCAGAUCCUGCACGCCCUCCUGCCGCCGCUCCUGCUAGCGGCGGCGUCGGUCAAGGCGCUCCACUCGCGGUGGCGCGCGCUCCACGGCACGCUGCUCGCGCUCCAGUCCUCCCUCGCCGCCACGCCCGCCUCCGCCGCCGCGCACCCGCUCUUCGCCGACCUGGUGGCGUCUCUCCUACAGGCGCUCCGCUCCCUCCACGCGCUCUCGGCCCGGUGCCAGGACCCCGGCCUCCCCAGCGGGCGGCUCCGCCUCCAGAGCGACCUCGACAUGGCCGCAUCCUCGCUCUCGCUCCACCUCCACGACCUCUCGCUGCUCCUCCGCUCGGGACUGCUCUCCGUGGACUCGGUGGCGUCCUCCCCCAACGCUAUCGUGCUGCAGGUGCCCGCCGCUUCGGCGUCGCGCGCGGACAAGUCGCUGUUCGUCAGAGACGCCUUCGCAAGGCUCCAGAUCGGGGGGCUGGACCUCAAGCUCAAGGCGCUCGCGUCGCUGCUGGAGCUGCUGGGCGACGACCCGUGCGCCGAGGCCGCGCAAGUCGUCGCUGCCGAUGGGGACGUCGCCGCGCUGCUCCGCCUGCUCGACGCGUCGUCCCACUCGGCGCUGCGGGACCGCGCGGUCGCAGCCGUGGCUCAACUCGUCACCGCCUGCGCCGCGGCCCGGAGGGUGGUGUUCGACGAAGGCGGCCUCGGCCCACUGUUGCGCGUGCUCGACUCUGGCUCGGCACCGGCCACUCGGCAGCGCGCCGCAGCGGCCAUUGUGGCCAUCACCGCCGACGCUGGCAGCGCAUGGGCUCUGUCAGCUUAUGGAGGAGUGUCCAUUUUGAUUAAUGCGUGCCGUCCUGGCUCCGGAUCUCCCGCUGUGCAGGCACUUGCUGUGGCGGCGCUGAAGAAUGUGGCUUCCAUCGAUGAUGUCCGCUUUGCUCUGGUGGAGGAGGGUGGUUUGCCAGUUCUUGUUGAUCUACUCGCGAGCAGCAGCGCUGGCACGCCGAAGAGUGCUGCUCUCUGCCUCUGGUCGCUUGCUUCCAUGGGAGACCACGAGACGCAGAGCCAGAUUGUGCAAGCUGGUGCCUUACCGCCACUUUUGCAAGCCCUGCAUAUCGCCUCUGACCAGGAUCUCCAGGAUUCUAUACUGCAAGCUAUCCAUGCACUGACAUCAGUCCCUACUGCCGCCAGAACCCUCUGUUCGUCACCACUGUUCUUUGCACAACUCACAGAUCUCAUAUGCCUCUGUGGUAGCAUCCUGUUGCAACAAAUGGCCGCUGAUAUGGUUGCCGACCUUUCACCUACCGUGAGCGAUGACACCAAGCGGUGCAUGGCGCCGUGCAUCGGCUCGCUUGUUAAGAUGAUGGAGGUGGCCAAGCCAGCAACAGUACAGGAGUCAGCUGGUCGUGCACUUCUUGCUUUGCUCACCUUGAAGUCCAAUCGGAAGGGAUUUGUCAGGGAUGAGAAGAGUGUAACAAGGCUAGUGCAGAUGCUUGAUCCCAGGAAUGAGGAGAUUGAUAAAAAGUACCCAGUUUCAAUCUUUCUAGCACUUGCCAUGGGUGGUGGGAAUGGAACGCGACGACGACUUGUGGAUGCUGGUUCUUGCCAGCAUCUACAGAAGCUGGCUGAUGCCGAGGUGCCUGGCGCAAAGAAGGCUUUGCAGAGGAUAUCCAGCAAUCGACUCAAAAGCUUACUCUCCAUAGGAUGGCAAAACUAGUCCAUAUGCUGGGUUGACGAACAGCCCAAAUGUGGAGCGCUUCUAAUUAUAUAAGAACUUAAGUAUUUAUUCAAUUAGGAGUGAUGAUACAAGAACACCGAGCGAGAGAGCGAGGGGUUCUCAGUUUCUCUGCGGCUAAAAGGUGGACAGUAGAUGGUAUUUACUAGUAGUAUAUUAACAAGAUAGAAGCAUGGAUGCGGCAUUUUAGGAAGUGUCCUAGAGCUUCUAUUUUUGCCCAUUUUUUCCUUUCAUUUUUAGUUUCUUCUCCUUUUUCCCGUGGCUAUCACCUGACUUGUGAAAUAAUGAUUUGUUUGUGUGUUGAUUUGGAAUGAAGCAAAUGUGUGAUCUAGCACAUCUCA
Molecule: messenger RNA, 2483 nt
Organism: Phragmites australis (common reed)
Lineage: Eukaryota; Viridiplantae; Streptophyta; Magnoliopsida; Poales; Poaceae
Exons: 3
Coding region: 1-2124 (707 amino acids)
Molecular function (GO): protein binding
Source: RefSeq, a predicted model, not a curated record